AUGGGUUCUACCGACGAAAUCCCGGUUCGUGAAAAGGAGGACAUGAUAGAAAAGAAACUGGUUCGCAUAGAAUUAGAGGACGGCAACCGUCUCCUCCCCAAGGUUUAUUUGGAACCAAAUGUGUUUCAAGAACUAUGUACCCCAUGGAAGGACGCUCUUGUGGUCAAACUGCUAGGAAAGAAGCUGGGCUACUACACAAUGAAGGAGAGGCUUCAGAGAGUGUGGAAACUACAGGGAGGAUUCGAGAUAAUGGAUAAUGACAACGGUUUCUACAUGGUGAAAUUAGACCAAGCAGCAGACAAGGAAAAAAUUAUUACAGGAGGACCUUGGUUAAUUCAUGACCAUUGUCUAGCGGUUUCUCACUGGUCUCCCGAAUUCGCUUCGCCAAAUGCAAAGAUCGAGCGUACUGUGGUUUGGGUACGCUUCCCCGGUCUCAACUUAGUCUAUUAUGAUGAAAGUUUUCUCAUGGCAAUGGCCUCGGCUAUUGGCCGACCAAUUAAGGUUGACACCAACACCCUGAAGGUAGAACGAGGAAGAUUUGCCAGAGUCUGUGUCGAAGUGGACCUUACCGUCCCAGUAGUCGGCAAAAUCUGGGUGAAUGGACAUUGGUAUAAAGUUCAAUACGAAGGUCUCCAUCUCAUUUGUACCAACUGUGGAUGCUAUGGCCACCUUGGCCGCAACUGUCUCCUUAACCCGGCCGCUACUGAACCAAUAAACAUGCCUGUCAAACAGCCAAAUUCCGGCAAACAGCAACCCUCAAACACAGACCCAAAAUCCAACAAUUUUGACCCGGAAAGAAAUGACCCAAUCCCUGCCCCAGCCGUUACAAAAUCUGCACCAAUAAUAAGCAGUAAUGAACACCUUAAUGAGCUUCAUGGUGACUGGCUCCUAGUCACUAGGAGAAAAAAGAAACCAGCUAAUAACUCUACCCCACCUACCCAAAAAAAUGCAAAUAAUAACAACAGAUUUAUGGCUUUGUCUCCCCUGUCCCACGCCAACAAAAAUUCUAAUCAAAAUCAAAACUUCCCACCUAGACCUAAGCCUCAUGAAAUCACACGUUCCAACAAAGGAAACGCGGAACCCAAGCGCCGCCGCCCUAAUGAUGGAAUUGAUGACACAAUAAUCCAAUCAACCCCACCUCCCACUGUUUCAGGUUCUACAAAACCAGUAGAAUUAAAAAACCAAAGUACUCCCUCCUACGUGACAACCAAAGACCACAUACAUGUGAUGCAUGAUAAUGACCAUCUUACCCCUAACUCCAACUCUUGUCCCCACACAGUAGCAAUGCCUACAUCAAACAAUCACCCACAUGAUCAAAACCACACCCAUGAAAAUAUUGCAACCAACCCCCUGCUCAAAAAUUAUCCCCCUCACAACACCACAUCUUUUCACCAUCACACUUUGAGACAGGAAGGCAUCCAUGAGGAUAUUCAAGAUGACAUUUUUGAAAAUUGUGAAACAGUUCCAGAGACAACAGAUGAUUCAAUGGCCACUUAG
Molecule: messenger RNA, 1497 nt
Organism: Trifolium pratense (red clover)
Lineage: Eukaryota; Viridiplantae; Streptophyta; Magnoliopsida; Fabales; Fabaceae
Exons: 1
Coding region: 1-1497 (498 amino acids)
Molecular function (GO): zinc ion binding; nucleic acid binding
Source: RefSeq, a predicted model, not a curated record